CAUCUCCACCACCUAAACCAACCUCCGCCCAAAGCAACACCGCAGCUGAGCCACCUAAAACCAUGACCGCCGAGUACUGCAGCCACCACAACAACGGAAACCAGCUAAUGAAGGGCGUAUCGAUCGCCAUUGUAGGGUUCCUCAUACUUAGCGGCAUAGUAAUCCUGCUAGUAUGGGCAAUUCUUCAUCCUUCCAAGCCCAGCUUCCUCCUCCAAGACGUCACCAUCUACGGUUUCAACCUUACAGCCCCAAACUUGCUCACUUCAAACCUGCAAAUCACACUAGCUUCAAGAAACCCUAACAAAAGGAUCGGCAUUUACUACCAAAAGCUCGAUGUCUUCGGGUCGUAUCAUAACCAGAAGAUAACUUUACCCACAUUGCUUCCGAGAACCUACCAGGGCCAUCGAGAUAUCACCAUCUGGUCGCCGGUUUUGUACGGCGACGCCGUGCCGGUGGCUCCGUUUCUUGAGGCAGCGUUGACCGGAGACAUGAACGGUGGUGGGUUGGUGAUGCUGGACAUCAAGGUUUUCGGGAAAGUAAAAUGGAAAGUCGGGUCUUGGAUUUCGGGUCGGUAUCAAAUUAACGUCCAUUGUCCUGCUUAUAUUUCGUUUACUGAACGAAUCAUGGGGUUCCAAGUUGGUUCUUCCAUGAACUAUCAUCUUUUGCAAACUUGCAAAGUUGAUAUUUCUCGUUAA
Molecule: messenger RNA, 695 nt
Organism: Hibiscus syriacus
Lineage: Eukaryota; Viridiplantae; Streptophyta; Magnoliopsida; Malvales; Malvaceae
Product: NDR1/HIN1-like protein 12
Exons: 1
Coding region: 63-695 (210 amino acids)
Biological process (GO): defense response to other organism
Source: RefSeq, a predicted model, not a curated record